Molecule: messenger RNA, 3039 nt
Organism: Pelmatolapia mariae (spotted tilapia)
Lineage: Eukaryota; Metazoa; Chordata; Actinopteri; Cichliformes; Cichlidae
Gene: tmem68
Product: transmembrane protein 68
Exons: 9
Coding region: 263-1261 (332 amino acids)
Molecular function (GO): acyltransferase activity
Source: RefSeq, a predicted model, not a curated record
UUUCAUCAGUACAGCACAGUUUUAGGAUAGAAAUCUGUGACUCUGUGUUCGCCCAACGACGUUCCGGGUUGAUGAACAGGAUAGUUGAUAGCUCUAAGAAGCAUAGGGUUUGCUAGUGUAAUAUUGAAUGUCGUGCUACAUUUUAAUGGCACGCUUUACCGAGUAAGCAGUCGCAGCAGGUGUUCUCUAUGCAGUCUACCUGAGACCUGAUCUGAGCGUCACUCGGUUGAGCUGGAGUUCUCGUGGCUGAGAGCAAAGCACUAUGUCAGGCACUGGCAACCAGUCGUGUCUGACGGGCGCGGAGGACACUCUCUCUCUCUUGGUGUGUUUGUUUCAUGCAUGGGAGGAAUGGGCAGGUCUUGAUCAAGAGGACUAUCUGAGUGUCUUGGAAUACCUGUUGUGGGUCUUCACACCCCUAGCCAUCGUCUUCAUUGUGCCUUUCCUCAUCGUUAUCUUCCUUUACCUCUCUAUACUCUUCCUUCAUGUCUACAAGAGGAAGAAUCAGCUGAAAGAAGCUUACUGUAACAACCUGUGGGACGGAGCCAGGAAGACCUUAGCUACUCUGUGGGACGGACAUGGAGCCAUCUGGCAUGGGUAUGAGAUUCAUGGUAUGGAAAAGAUUCCUGAUGAAGGACCAGCUCUGAUCGUGUACUAUCACGGAGCCAUUCCAGUCGACUACUACUACUUCCUCGCUCACGUUAUCAUUCAGAAGGGACGGACCUGCCACUCCGUAGCCGACCAUUUCCUCUUUAAGAUCCCAGGUUUCAAAUUGCUCUUGGAGGUGUUCAGUGUGAUCCAUGGUCCUCAGGAGGAGUGUGUUCGGGCUCUGAAGAACGGUCACCUGUUGGCGAUUUCUCCGGGAGGAGUACGGGAAGCUCUGUUUAGUGAUGAGACCUACCCUCUCCUUUGGGGCGAACGGAAAGGCUUUGCCCAGGUCGCCAUUGAUUCUCAAGUGCCAGUAAUUCCAAUGUUUACUCAGAAUGUGCGAGAAGGCUUCAGAUCUCUGGGAACACUCAGAUUUUUCCGCUGGGUCUAUGAGAGAUUUCGUCUCCCUAUAGCUCCUGUUUAUGGUGGAUUUCCUGUGAAGUUUCGAACCUUCCUUGGGGAUCCCAUCCCAUAUGACCCCAGCAUAAAUGCUGCUGAACUAGCACAGAAAGUGCAGCAAGCAGUCCAGUCUCUGAUAGACACACAUCAGCAAAUCCCAGGGAGCAUCCUGAGAGCCUUGUUGGAGAGAUUCCACACCAAAUACAAAGCCCACUAACAUCAGUGACACUACAACAGAGACAAACUGUCCAGUAUGUGACCAAACCCACGCAUCAGAUGGCUGCAGUCUGCACAGGUUUGGUGCUGAUGUGCAUCUGAAGUCCUCGAUGUUUUUAUUGCACAGCUCUGAUAUGUAUUUUUGUUUACAUAGACUCCCUUUUAUAUAUAUUCAUAUUCAAGAUGAAUCUGUUGAAAUUAAGACUUUAUAAGAUGCAGUCAGGUUUCAUAAUAAUAUCCCUCAAAGGACGGAAAGAAAAGCAAAUAUUUAUUUGAAUUUAGACACAUUAUUGUGACCUUAGAUGUAAUUUUUGUGUGUGUGUGGGAUAAAGGCAAAUGUGUUUAUUUAAAAGUGCAUUAACAUCAACAAGUGAUUCAUAAUGAUUUUUAAUAAAUAAAUGUGUUUUGUUGUCGAUGCCUUUUGAGUUGAUCAGUGAUUAGUUUAGACCAAUCAAUCAAUAUUUCUUAUAGAAAAGGUAUGGGGUGGGUGCUUUAUGAUGACAAGAAAAAGCUGAACAUUAAUGUUUCACUACAAGUCCACAUGCACACGUCCACCAACCAUUGAAGUACUGUAUCGUUCUCAAACACUCAGGUACUGCAGUUUAUGAACCUGACUUUGAAGGAUGUCCUGUAACGUAUAGAAAUGGAAAGAAUCCACAGUAACAUGCAGUUCUUUGAGGAAAGCUGUUUUGUUUUUUAUGUUUCAGCACAGCUGAACACUACUAGCUACAGGCGAGUAUGGAUAUACAAAGAAAGGACGCAAGGAAAGAGUUCUUAGUUUCUUACUAAGGCUGGUACAGUAUUUUCUUUGUAUUAUUAUUAUUAUUAUUCAAUUUUAAAUAGAAGAGUUAAAAAAAACAAAGCCCUAAUGAUUUAAUUCCCCCAAAAACGUUAAUGGGAAAAUAGGUCUUGGUGUUGGACGACCUCACAGGAAAUGACAAAUCGGGGAUCCAUGUGGAGGGGGCGAACGCCCGAUGUCCAGGCCUGGAUUUAUGGGGCCUAACAAAUGACUGUGGAUUUUUAUGUUGCUCAUUUUUGUCUUCAUACACAAGAGCAAGAAGCUUUUUCUGAAACUGGAGAUCAAUGGUGACUAGCUGAUUUUCACUGUUUAGUAUUCGGACAACAAAUAUGUUAUCUGGGACUUGUGAUUGGGCAAAAGUAGAAAUUUGAAUUCUGACUCCCGGAAUGUGAAACUGCUUCCCAAAGAUAGAGUAAGAAAGGUGUUGGACUGGAAAAACUGUGCUAAAGUUCCAAAGCAAUGACUGAUCAUUAGAAAACAAAGUACAGUGUUUAAAGAUGAUGAUGUUGAACAUGACUGUGUUUGAUUGUUGAUGUAAAAAAUCCAACAUUGCUAAAAACAGCCUCUUCUAACUAUUGAUCAUAUCAGUGUGCACACUGCAUGUCAGUUUGGUGAUAUCACUUUUACCCCUGGGUCUUAGGUGCUUUGUAGUGUUAUUAACUAAUCAUUUGUAAUGUAAAGUCAAAUUUGGUUGUGGUUUGGAGAUACAGUUACAGUUUGUGUGUAAUUGCUGUAUUUUUCAAUAUCUAAACAUGUGAAUAUUUUGAUUCAGCACAUCUUUUGUCACACUGGUGUCACGGUGUCACUGCCAGCUCAGAGACAUGUCUCACUGGAGCAUUAAUGUCUGCACACUGGUUGCCUUUUUCCAUACUGAUGUCACUAGUGUUGAGAUCUAACAUGUAUUUUUAAAUUAUGACAGUGUAAAGUAUGUGUUAAACUUUUAAAUACUGAGAGCUACUCCAGCCUGUUAAUAAAUGUCU